Cyprinodon variegatus (sheepshead minnow) is the source of this 916-nucleotide messenger RNA. RefSeq names its product homeobox protein aristaless-like 4 (gene alx4b). The record is from RefSeq and is a predicted model, not a curated record. Gene Ontology annotation, molecular function: DNA-binding transcription activator activity, RNA polymerase II-specific; RNA polymerase II transcription regulatory region sequence-specific DNA binding. The transcript has 5 exons. Lineage: Eukaryota; Metazoa; Chordata; Actinopteri; Cyprinodontiformes; Cyprinodontidae. Bases 1 to 792 code for a protein of 263 amino acids. Gene Ontology annotation, biological process: regulation of transcription by RNA polymerase II.
AUGAAUGCUGAUACCUGCGUCUCAUACUGUGACAUGACAUCCAUGGACUCUUAUUACAGCGCGUCUAGUGCGCAGAGUAGAGACCAUCAGACAAACCCUUUCAGGACUUUCCAGGCCACCGAAACCAAAUACAGCCCGACUUUUAUUCCUGGUAAAGGGUCUCGAAGCCCCUUCCAGACAGAAUGCCAGUCGCUGGAUGGAGCUGAGGAGAGCAACUUUAACAAAUACCAGCUCUUCAUGCAGAGACCGACCUGCAAGACUCCACCCGAAGGCGGGAAGCUGCACCAGGACGGCGGACACAACGGGACGCUCAUCCCCUGCUAUGCUGUUAACAGGGGCUCCGUGUGGUUUCAGAAUCGCAGAGCCAAGUGGAGGAAGAGGGAGCGUUUUGGCCAGAUGCAACAAGUGCGCACGCACUUUUCCACUACUUACGAACUGCCGCUUCUUACUCGACCUGAAAACUAUGCACAGAUCCAGAACCCCUCGUGGAUCGGGAGCAGCAGUGCAACUUCCCCGGUACCAGGCUGUGUCAUGCCUUGCGAUUCCGUCCCCUCCUGCAUGCCACCUCACCCUCACGCUCCUGGAGGUGUCUCUGACUUCCUGAGUGUCCCCAGUCCAGGGAGCAGCCACAUGGGACAGACUCACAUGGGCAGUCUGUUUGGGGGUGCCGGGAUCAGUGGUGGAAUCAACGGUUAUGACCUCAAUGUUGAUCCAGAUCGCAAGUCCUCCAGCAUAGCUGCACUGCGGAUGAAGGCCAAGGAACACAGUGCAGCCAUCUCUUGGGCUACAUGAUGUCCCAGUGCAGACCCACCCUGGUCCCUUCGAUGGCCUCAUCUCCAGAGCAGCCAUCAGCCAGCACUGAGUAGGAGGAGAGAGUUUUUCCUGAGAGCACUAAUGAUAACGCAGGUCAAAUGAG